AAACACGAUGGACCGACAGAAUAGGGACUUACACAGGAAGUAAAGUUCAAUUAUAAGGCUUGCUUAUUUUGACAACAAUAUCUGAGACGGGUGGAUUAAGAAUUUUCAAACGAUUUCAAGCUUAUUUUAUGCGACAUUCAAAAUGUUGAUCAAGGUUAAGACCCUUACUGGCAAAGAAAUAGAGAUCGAUAUUGAGCCCACAGACAAGGUGGAGAGAAUUAAAGAAAGGGUGGAAGAGAAAGAGGGGAUUCCACCUCAACAACAAAGACUAAUCUACAGUGGAAAACAGAUGAAUGAUGAGAAAACAGCUGCAGACUACAAGAUCCAGGGAGGCUCCGUGUUGCAUCUGGUCCUGGCACUAAGAGGAGGGCUUCUCUACCACUGUCCUAGCAUACAAAUUCACUCCUAGUGGGCUGUGGGCCUUGGCUUGUACCAACUGUAGUCAUCGUCACCCCACGUUUCAACACAGAACAGCAAUUUGCCAAAAUGCUGUGGCACUAAAAUCCCUGGGCCUCCUGGGCCUAAGCAAACAAAGGACUUUCUGCUAUGAUUCCUCUGUGUAUGUUUUUUUUUUUUACCACCCAUGUUUACGUUGUAACAUUGUAAGUGGGACACAGAGUGUGUGAGUUUGGACACUGGUUAUUUUGCUUGUGAAUAAAGUGAAGUUGACUGUUA
Messenger RNA from Esox lucius (northern pike), 675 nucleotides. It is a transcript of the gene nedd8l, whose product is annotated as NEDD8 ubiquitin like modifier, like. The record is from RefSeq and is a predicted model, not a curated record. NCBI's taxonomy places the organism in Eukaryota, Metazoa, Chordata, Actinopteri, Esociformes, Esocidae. Bases 143 to 409 code for a protein of 88 amino acids. The transcript has 4 exons. Gene Ontology annotation, cellular component: nucleus; cytoplasm. Gene Ontology annotation, biological process: regulation of proteolysis; modification-dependent protein catabolic process; protein neddylation. Gene Ontology annotation, molecular function: protein tag activity; ubiquitin protein ligase binding.